Messenger RNA from Brassicogethes aeneus, 2187 nucleotides. Lineage: Eukaryota; Metazoa; Arthropoda; Insecta; Coleoptera; Nitidulidae. The record is from the annotation of a GenBank genome assembly.
AUUUAUUUGGUAUUUAUCGUUAAAAUGUCGACAUAGUUGUGCUAAAUUUUUCUAGUUUCUCUUGAAACGCCGUUUUAGUAAGAAUAAGUAUAAUUAUAAAAUGUCAAUCAUUCCAUUUUGUACUAAGUAAUUAUAAAAUAUACCGAUUUUAAAAAAUGUUACCAAGAAGUUAUUUAUUAGCAAAACACUUGUGUCAGAGUGCUUGCGUCGAAAAAUGUGCAACAUCCCUAGGUUCGACAAUAAGGCAUCUGAAUAUUCUACAAAACAACGUAACGAUAAUAAAACUAAAUAAAAGAACGCUAAUAUUAUCCAAGCAGCUAGCCAAAGAUAAAAACCAAAAAAAAUUACAGCAAAAUGUAGUUGAAAAACCUCUGAAAACACCAAUAAUAAAAAUUAUUGCUCCCGAAGGCAAAGAUGCUGAAUGUACAGAAGAUAUACAAACUGAAAUCUUAUUAAAAACCGAAAAAAUUGAACCUCCAAAGGAAAAAAUUAAUUUGGAAAAUGUUAAAGAGCAAAGUUUAAAUCAAAAUAUUGAAAAAGUUAAACCACUUUUGUCGUCGGAGCAAAUAAAAAAGUUAAAAGAAAAAAUUAUUGGUCCUAAGGAACCUGAAGCCACAGUUGUUAAGAAUGUAAAAGAAGUCAAACCUCCACCACAGAAAAAAAGGAAACGUGUAGACUUACAGGCAGCUUCACUAGAAAGAAACUUCAUAACACCAGUGCGAGCAAUGUCCGAUUUUGCUCUUAAACCAUCAGACUUGGAAUCGCUUCCAAAAACAAAAAGGCGUUCGCCGUACGAGUCUGAACCUCCCAUAACUGUUUAUUGGAGGAAAGACGUUGAAGCUAAAUCUCUGGAAGUCUGGGGAAGCAAAGAACACUUACAAAAAGAGCUGUUAAAGAGGGAUAUUGAAAGAAAGAAAUAUCAACAAAAUAUUUUCACUGUAAAACGCAGACUUCGUGAUUUUCGUCGUGAGGUUGGUAAAGCUGCUGAUGUUGUUGAAGAAGAAGGGGGUCUUAUGGGCAGAUCCGGCAGAGUUGUUUUGACUGCUGUUGUCAUCAAUGGGGCGAACUGUCUUUUCAAGUUGUUUGCUUGGCUUUAUACAGGAUCUCACAGUAUGUUUUCCGAGUGUAUUCACUCGCUGGCUGAUACUAUAAAUCAGCUUAUUUUGGCGUUUGGAAUACACAAAUCUAUUCAGAUUGCUGAUUCCUACCAUCCAUAUGGCUAUUCCAAUAUGAAAUAUGUGGCAUCACUUAUAUCAGGAGUUGGAAUAUUUUGUGUGGGAACAGGUCUGUCAUUUUACCAUGGUAUUUCUGGAGUUUUGAACCCACAGCCCAUAGAUGACUUUUUCUGGGCCUACUUUAUUUUGGCAGGUUCUCUAGUUUCAGAAGGUGCUACUUGGUUGGUAGCCCUGAAUUCUAUAAGGAAAGGAGCCAGGGAGAUAAAUAUGUCCGUUAAGGAUUACAUUUUCAGGGGUCAAGACCCGAGCGUCAACGUCGUGCUGCUCGAAGAUUUCGCUGCCGUAGUCGGCGUAAUUCUGGCGGGAGGUUGCAUGGGCAUCUCCUCGCUGACGAACAGCCCCAUCCCGGACGCCAUGGGCUCGCUGCUGGUGGGCUGCAUCCUGGGCAGCGUUGCCAGCUUCAUAAUCUACACCAACGUUGCCGCGCUGGUCGGCCGAUCCAUACCGGAGGAGAACCUGAACAGGAUCAACGCCGAGCUGGAGACGGACGUGAUGAUCAGGGCCAUACACGACGUCAAGGGGAUCGACAUGGGCAGCUAUUUGGUGCGGUACAAGGCCGAGCUGGAUUUCGACGGCAGGGAACUCACCAGGGCCUACUUGGAUAAGCAGGAUUUGAACGAGUUGCUCGAGGAAAUAAAAAAACUGGAAAACAUAGACAAGUUGGAGGAAUUCAUGUUAUGUCAUGGGGAAAAUAUUGUCGACAUGAUGGGUGGUGAAAUAGAUAGGAUAGAAAUGAAAUUAAGGAAAAAACAUCCGGAAAUAAGGCACUGUGAUCUAGAGAUAUUAUAAAGUCCAUGUCAGUUGAAAAUAUUUCAAGUUUAACUUAAAUAUAUAAAAGUAUUUUACUGCAGAAAGAUUAUAUAAGUUAAUUUAUUUUAUUAGAGAAAUUUUUUACUUCAACUUUGUGAUUAAUGAAUCUGUAUUUUAUACUAAUUUGUUGGCUUUAAUAAAC